Centropristis striata (black sea bass) is the source of this 4755-nucleotide messenger RNA. RefSeq names its product activity-dependent neuroprotector homeobox b (gene adnpb). Gene Ontology annotation, biological process: regulation of gene expression. The transcript has 4 exons. Gene Ontology annotation, molecular function: DNA binding. Gene Ontology annotation, cellular component: nucleus. The coding region runs from base 490 to 3666 and encodes 1058 amino acids. Lineage: Eukaryota; Metazoa; Chordata; Actinopteri; Perciformes; Serranidae. The record is from RefSeq and is a predicted model, not a curated record.
GUCACUUCCGCCCCUUUUAUUUGCGCCAUUUUGGAUAGGGCAGCUUCGAGGCUGGAUGUGUAUUGUCUGUCAGAGAAAAGAAUGGGCAAAACGGUAGCGGCUGCCGAACAAUCAUAGACAGACUUCAGGCUGUUAAUGUAAAGAGUGGCUCCGCCGGUAGUUGUUCCCAACAACAGGACAUGUGUCCGCCCUCACCGCUCCGGGGAAUGGAGGUUUUAACUGUCUAAUGAGGCUCGGAGGCUCUCUGUCCCCGUUUGCCGACCGGAGGGAAGAGGGAAGAGGAUAGCCCUGUUCGGAGAGGGAGAGUCGGCUUGGGAGGGUGAGAGCGACGGCCGGUGGCUGGUUCUCUGGUUCUCCCUCACGAAGACAGCUGUCACCUGGAGGAUACUAGUGAGAUCUCUGGAGGAAAGAGUCCACACAUCUCCUCAGUCACUCUGAGGAGCCACAGCCACUCAGACGGAGCUCUGGAUGUGAAAGCAGGUGGGCAGAAUGUUCCAGCUCCCUGUCAAUAACCUGGGCAGUCUGCGGAAAGCGAGGAAAAAUGUCAAAAAGGUCCUGGGAGACAUCGGCUUGGAGUUCUGUAGAGAUCACCUAGAGGAUUAUAAAGACUUUACACCUCCAGAGGUGUAUAUAAAGCACACUACCUGGGAAGAUGUGUGCAUGUGGGAACCAUCACAUACCAAAGUCCAGGACUACAGAUCAAAGCCCUUCUGCUGCUCUGGCUGCCUCUUUUCAUCCAAGUACUUCUCUGCAUACAAGAGCCAUUUCCGCAAUGUCCACAGCGAGGACUUUGAGAACAACAUUCUGCUCAACUGCCCCUACUGCACUUACAAUGGCAACAAGAAGACUCUGGAAACACACAUCAAACUUUUCCACAUGCCCAACAGCGCGGUGCGACAGGGCCCCGGUGGCAUGGUGGCGGGAGCUGGUGGGAUCAUGAUAAAGGACGGGGUGCUUAAAAGGACUGGGGACAGUGUGGAACAGGCGGUGUACUACUGCAAGAAGUGCACCUACAGGGACCCUUUGUACAAUGUAGUGCGAAAGCACAUCUACCGGGAACACUUCCAGCAAGUGGCCCAGCCCUACAUUGUGAAACCAGGAGAGAAGACUAACACUCAGAAUGGCGGCACAGGGAAUACAGACAGUAAUAACACAAACAAUGUUAACAGUAACCAGAUUCACUGCAAGAAGUGUCUGUUUGUUCCAAGGACCUACGAGGCACUUGUCCAACACGUCAUUGAGGACCACGAGAGGAUUGGCUACCAGGUGACUGCCAUGAUAGGGCACACCAGCGUGAUAGUCCCCCGUCCCAAACCCAUCGUCAUGAUCCCCCCCAAAACCCAGGGAGACAAGACCAUCAUUGGGAUGGGCCCGAAAGGUGCAGUAAUGGCUACUACCAGGUCUCCUGGCUCCCAGCAGCUGGGUCGGGUUAUCAUCUCGUCAAAGACGGGCUUCAGCGCUCAAAAUCUUCUAUCUGGGAUGAAACACGACGCAAUAAGGUUGAAGGCUGGGACCACGCAGUUCUCUUUGGGCAGCCAGCAGGUGAGGGUCACCUUACCAGGGAAUGCUCAGGUGUCUGUUCCCCAGCAGUCACACGCAGCAAAGCAGCUCCUCUCUGGCGGCAGCCUGCGGAGUCCAGUCGUGGUCAGUGGCUCUUCUUCACUCAAAUCCAACCCUCUGGGUUCACGUGUGCAGGCGGCAGCUACUACUGUAGCUUCUGUCACGGCCAAGAAAGGCUCCUCGGUCCUCGGCACAUCCUACACUCAGAAGUGGAAAAUCUGCACCAUCUGCAAUGAGCUCUUCCCCGAGAACGUGUACAGUUCUCAUUUUGAGAAAGAGCACAAAGCGGAGAAGGUGCCCGCUGUAGCCAACUACAUCAUGAAGAUCCACAACUUCACCAGCAAGUGUCUGUACUGCAACCGAUAUCUCCCCAGCGACACCUUGUUGAACCACAUGUUGAUCCACGGUCUGUCCUGCCCACACUGCCGCGCAACCUUCAAUGACGUGGAGAAGAUGGUGGCCCACAUGCGGCUGUCACACCCCGACGAGAGCGUCGGCCCACGCACAGAUUCUCCCUUGACCUUUGACCUCACUCUGCAGCAAGGCAAUCCCAAGAAUGUUCAGCUGAUUGUCACUACUUACAACAUGCGAGAUGCCCCUGAGGAGUCGGUGGCGUUUCAUGCUCAAAACAACAACUCCUCUGUGUCAUCAGCCUUGUCUGCCUCCCUGAUAUCAGGCAAGAGAUUAAUGCCUCAGCACACACCCAAAACACCUUCAGGGGCUGCUGACAGUGCACCCACCAAGAGUGCCCCGCAGGCAUCUGUGCCCUACAAGAGGGAUGUGGGCAAGACACUGUGUCCUCUCUGCUUCUCUAUCCUCAAGGGCCCAAUCUCAGACUCACUGGCCCACCAUCUGAGAGAGAGGCACCAGGUGAUUCAGACAGUCCACCCUGUAGAAAAGAAACUGACCUACAAGUGCAUUCACUGCUUGGGGGUUUACACUAGUAACAUGACAGCCUCCACCAUCACUCUACACUUGGUGCACUGUCGAGGUGUAGGGAAGUCCCAAAAUGGCCAAGACAGCCGGGCAGCUCAUACCUCUCGGGUCAGCCAGGCUCAGAGCAGCGCUCUCAAACGGCCCAGCUUCGAUAGCUCUGACACUAGUGCGCCAAAACGAAGGAAGCCGCCUGGCGAAAGGGCCCACCCACGGGACAGUCACACUACGUUUGUGGAAAAUCCGGACGAACCUGUAGUUCUGGCUCUCGACCCCAAAGGACACGAAAACGAGUCGUACGAAUCCAGGAAGGCGUUCCUAACGCAGUAUUUUAAUCAAGCGCCGUAUCCGACACGGCGGGAGGUGGAGAAGCUGGCCUCCAGUCUGUGGCUGUGGAAGUCCGACAUCUCCAGCCAUUUUGUCAACAAAAGGAGGAAAUGCGUACAGGAAUGCGAAUCCCAAAACGCCAGCGUAUUGCUCGGGUUCAGCAUGCACGAGGUCAGCAAAGUGAAUCACGAGCUGUCUUUGGUCCAGGACGGCGUGUACGAGGGCCGACACAGCAAGAGGCGGACGUCUAGGACGCGUAUCGGGCUGUCAGAACAGGCUCUCCGGAGACACAGGGAGCUUGUAGCUGCUAACGGUGGCGUGUGGAAGGCAAAGCCAACUGGGACUGCAGAAGGUAGUAAAGGAACGCCAUCUGCCCCCAAACCCAACUGUGCCAGCAGAGACCAAACCAAGACAAUCAACAGCACCUUACUACAGAAAUUACCUCUAGACCUCUCAGAGCCCAUCGCCAUCGACUCUGACAGCGACGAGGAAGAGCAGCAGAAGGAUAACAAGGGAGGAGAGGGAGAGGUACAUCUCCAUGGCAACGCACAGCUUACUGGAGCUAAGGAGAGAAUGGAGCCGAGGACGGGGGACAAGACCGUUUCAGAUCUGGAUGAUAUGUCAGACGAAGACGACGACGAAGAUGACGACGACGACGAGGACGAUGAUGACGACGACGAAGAGGACGAAGAGACGCACGUAGAGAACGGCUUCGGGCCCACGGAGGGCUCGGAAAGACAGGCUGCUAAAGGAAGAGACACUCUGCCCAUCAUUAUUCCCAAGUUUGUACCGUCAUCUGCGAGGAGCAGGAGCGACGGGGCCCAGCUGGGCAAACAGCAGGUCUGACUGAUAAAAUCAAAAGGACUCAUAGUCAGAGAGACACUUUAGAUUUGAUCCACGCCAACAAAUCUGCCUCGCCUGAACUGAAGGACGCUGCCCACUUCCAGUGGCUGCCUGUGAAGGAGGGAGCGAUGAGGAGAGAACUCGAAACAAGCCAUCCAAUGACUUUUAAAGGCAGGACUCAAUGAGCAGCUAGGGUUGAUGUAAAGAUUUGUGAACAAAGUUUUAACGUUCCUUCCCCGAGUGGGAGGGGAAGUGCAAAGACAACAGAAGUCACACCAAACAAAUAGAAAGUUUUUUGCCUUCUAUAUACUUUAUUACAUUGAGAUAAGAAGUUAUUAACGUUGAUUUAGCCACUGAACUUGGCUUAAAAUAUUGAGUUGUUGUGAGGUAAAGCUUUUAAGCUGACCAGAUAAUCCAUCAUUUUUCAUGUAGUUAUACUGAGAUGGGUAGUGUAAAUUUGUACAGUCUUUUAGACAUGUUUGGACAGAUGUUGCCGUACAUGUACCCUUAAAUAUUUGCUAUUACCUGUGUGUAAGGUAGCCUCAUAUGUUCUACAUUGGUAUGCUUAAUGAUAGUUGUCGCUUUGGUGGCUGGUAUUUUCUCGUAUGUUUAAGUUUAUUUUUUAACAAAAACCUAGUUUUUUUGCAAAAUAAUAUAUCUAUAUAUAAAUGACAUAACAAUUGAUUUGUUUUUGCUUUAAACUUGAUUAGAUUUUAUUUUUUUAAUUUUCCUUUUACUAUCAUUUCUGUUUUGAGAGAAUAGCAGCACUGAGCUGUCCUCUUACGGUUCCAGUUAAAGGAGCAUUUCAUCAACUUUUUGCAGCCUUAUGCUCAUUAGCCUCGACUGAACUCUACUUGCUUUCUAUUUUCACAAUUUUAACUUGAUGUUUCUUUGCCCCACAAGACUGGACAGUAACCACCAUACUGACAUCCCCUAAAGUGAAAGCAUUUGUUCUGGGGAUUUUUUUUUUCCAAAAAAGAGAGUUGUGUUAAAUUUGUGUUCUCUUUGAAUUGUGUGUAUUUGUUUUAUGUUUUCAUUUUUCACUUAAGCAUUUAUGAACAAUAAAGUGCUGUAAUUGUGCUUCUCACAGAA